Tachysurus vachellii is the source of this 580-nucleotide messenger RNA. RefSeq names its product dual specificity mitogen-activated protein kinase kinase 1. The transcript has 2 exons. The record is from RefSeq and is a predicted model, not a curated record. Bases 38 to 508 code for a protein of 156 amino acids. Lineage: Eukaryota; Metazoa; Chordata; Actinopteri; Siluriformes; Bagridae.
CUCCACAUGUCACUCUUUCAUUUUAUAUGCAGAAACCAUGUGUGAUUUUUUGAUCUUCAACAUCUUCAACAUCUUCAACAUCUUCAACAUCUUCGACACCUUCAACACCUUCAACAUCUUCAACACCUUCAACAUCUUCAACAUCUUCAACACCUUCAACACCUUCAACAUCUUCAACAUCUUCAACACCUUCAACAUCUUCAACACCUUCAACACCUUCAAUAUCUUCACCAUCUUCAACACCUACAAUAUCUUCACCAUCUUCAACACCUACAACAUCUUCAACACCUUCAACACCUUCAACAUCUUCAACAUCUUCAACACCUUCAACAUCUUCAACAUCUUCAACACCUUCAACAUCUUCAACACCUUCAACACCUUCAAUAUCUUCACCAUCUUCAACACCUACAACAUCUUCAACACCUUCAACACCUACAACAUCUUCAACACCUUCAACAUCUUCAACACCUUCAACAUCUUCAACACCUUCAACAUAUUCAACAUCUGAAAUAAAUCAUUUCCCUGGACGCUGUUAUACAGCAGCAGAUCAGCAGAAGAUGAGGGAUGUGUUGUGUUUCUC